Molecule: messenger RNA, 1481 nt
Organism: Camellia sinensis
Lineage: Eukaryota; Viridiplantae; Streptophyta; Magnoliopsida; Ericales; Theaceae
Product: putative mannitol dehydrogenase
Molecular function (GO): zinc ion binding; oxidoreductase activity, acting on the CH-OH group of donors, NAD or NADP as acceptor
Source: RefSeq, a predicted model, not a curated record
ACAGAAAGUCCAACGGAGCAAACCCUACAAAUCGCUGAUCUCCCGACUACGUCACCCCCAUAACAGAAGGUGCAUUAUUGCGAUCCUAGCCAGUACUUGCUCCUUCUUUCCUUCUGUCUCUCUCUUUAUAAUUAUUAACUCUCUCUCUCUCUCUCUCUCUGUGUGUGUGAAUUGGAUUGGAGUUGAAGUUGAUGAUAAUGGCAGAACAACAACACCCAGUGGAAGCCAUUGGAUGGGCUGCCAGAGACACAUCUGGUGUCCUCUCUCCCUUCAAAUUCUCCAGAAGAGCGACUGGAGAAAAAGACGUGACGUUCAAAGUGUUAUAUUGUGGAAUUUGUCACUCCGACGUUCACACAAUUAAGAAUGAUUGGGGCAACACGAACUAUCCGUCUCUCCCUGGGCAUGAGCUUGUGGGUGUAGUAACAGAGGUAGGUAGCAAGGUGCAAAAAUUCAAAGUUGGAGACAAAGUUGGGGUGGGUUGUAUUGUUGGAUCAUGUCACUCUUGUGACAAUUGUGCUAAUGAUUUUGAAAACUACUGUCCUAAAAUAUUACUUACCUACAAUUCCAUCUACUAUGAUGGAACCCCAACCUAUGGAGGUUACUCUAACAUUAUGGUGGCCAAUGAGCAUUUUGUGAUUCGCAUUCCUGAUAACCUUCCUCUUGAUGCCUGUGCUCCUCUCCUCUGUGCUGGGAUCACAACUUAUAGCCCCCUAAAAUACUUUGGACUUGAUAAGCCUGGUAUGCAUGUGGGUGUGGUUGGUCUUGGUGGACUUGGUCAUGCAGCUGUGAAAUUUGCCAAAGCUUUUGGUGUUAAAGUGACUGUGAUUAGUACCUCUCCUGGAAAGAAGAAGGAAGCUAUUGAACAACUUGGUGCUGAUUCAUUUGUAGUCAGCCAUGAACCCGAUCAAAUGAAAGGUGUCAUGGGCACAUUGGAUGGUAUCAUUGAUACUGUUUCUGCAUCUCACCCUCUUCUACCAUUGAUUGGCAUGUUGAAGUCUCACGGAAAGCUCGUCUUGGUUGGUCUACCAGUGAAGCCAACUGAGCUUCCAGUAUUUCCUCUAGUCCUUGGGGGGAAGAUAGUGGCUGGAAGUUGCAUUGGAGGCAUAAAGGAGACGCAAGAGAUGAUAGAUUUUGCAGCAAAACACAACAUAACGGCUGAUAUUGAGGUGGUGCCAAUAGACUACGUGAACACUGCAAUAGAACGCCUUAUGAAAGCCGAUGUUAAAUAUCGAUUCGUGAUUGAUAUAGGAAAUACAUUAAAAAUAGCUUAAUCUUUUUGCUUUGUGGCUAUUGAAUUUCACUCUUCUUUUUGGAAUAUCUUGUGUUAUUGGAUAGGGAUAUCCCAGGGAUUCUAGGGUCAGGAAGUUUUAAACUUAUUUUUCUUGUGGUGUUGUUGCUAAGAUUUAUUUCUUCUUAGCAUUCUAGUUUUCAACAGUGUAUUGGAUCUCAUUUUGAAUAAAGAAUAUUUGUCAACUUGUCAA